Messenger RNA from Entrophospora candida, 573 nucleotides. NCBI's taxonomy places the organism in Eukaryota, Fungi, Glomeromycota, Glomeromycetes, Entrophosporales, Entrophosporaceae. The record is from the annotation of a GenBank genome assembly.
AUGGCAGAGUUUAAAAACUUAUCAGAUUUAACAACAAACCUUUCCCCCAAACAAGAUUUUAUUAGUUGCUUUGAAAAACUUCGUUGGAAUGACAAAAUAAUCUCUCCUUUCGACCCUAACUCCAAGGCUACGCUGUGGGUUUUUUGUCCUAUUUUUGAAACUGCAUUGAAAAACAGUGUAGAAAUAGACAAAACCUUUAUCGGAGGGAAGAACAAGAAUAGACAUUGGGAUAAAAAGGUUCCUCACUCCCAAGUUAAUCAUAGUGCCAAAGAAUAUGUAAACGAAAAGGCUCAUACUAACUCUGUUGAAAACUUCUGGUCUCAUUUAAAAAGAGGUAUUUAUGGAACUUACCACUGGACAAGCAGAAAGCAUUUGCAUAGUUAUAUUGACGAGUUUACUUUGCAUUAUAAUACUAGGAAUAAAAAUAAAACAAUGGACAAGAAAAUACCCUGUGAUGCUUGUGGAUUUUACCUUGACGAAGUUUAUAUGCACAAGAACGAAAAUGGCAAAACAUACUGCACUAGUUGCGAAUUAUUGAUUAAUAGCAAUGAAGAUUUAGAUAAAAUUGAACCA